UGGAGAAAGAAUCCUGCGAGAGGCCGGAAGCACUCGGUAGUCACGUGCUCCCGGGGCUGCUCGAGUAAUGAUUGGCUUGGAAGGACGUGAAUGAUGCCGCUGUGAUUGCUGAAUUGUCUCUGCAGGGUUUGGAGUCUCAAACUCCCUUGACCUUUGCAUCCCUCUGGGGAGGAAGAGGAGCGGGAGGCCUGCUUUCUCUGGAAUCCAGUGGUCACAUCCCCAUCAGGAGCCCUGAAUGCUCACCUCAGGUGUCGUCAACAUGGAGUUCUGAAGUCCAUGUGGCUCCUCACAGUGAACAAGGUCUUAAGGAAAAUGCAGAGACGCCACAGCAGUAACACGGAUAACGUUCCACCUGAAAGAAAUCGCAGCCAAGCGCUCAGCUCCGAGGCCAGCGUGGAUGAAGGGGGCGUCUUUGAGAGUCUGAAGGCAGAAGCGGCCUCCCCGCCAGCGCUCUUCUCCAGCCUCUCCGGCCUCCCGGCAGGCAGCCUUCCGGCCACGCCGUUCCCGUCCAGCCUGGUGCUGGGGGCCUCGGCCAGUGGCGGGGACGUGUUCAUCCAGAUGCCCGCGUCCAGGGAGGAGAGCGGGGGCCGGGGCGAGGGGGGCGCCUACCACCACCGCCAGCCCCACCACUUCCACCACAGUGCGGGACACCGCGGGAGCUCGCUGCUGCAGCACGUGGGCGGGGACCACCGCGCGCACCCCGACGAGGCGGGCGACGAGCAGCCGGGCACUCCUGCCCCUGCCCUGUCCGAGCUGAAGGCUGUGGUCUGCUGGCUCCAGAAAGGGCUGCCCUUCAUUCUGAUCCUCCUGGCCAAACUGUGCUUCCAGCAUAAGCUUGGCAUUGCUGUGUGCAUUGGGAUGGCCAGCACCUUUGCCUACGCCAACUCCACGCUCCGAGAACAAGUCUCUCUGAAGGAAAAGAGGUCAGUGCUGGUCAUCUUGUGGAUCUUGGCCUUUCUGGCGGGGAACACCUUGUAUGUCCUCUAUACGUUCAGUUCCCAGCAGCUGUACAACAGCCUCAUAUUUCUAAAGCCCAACCUGGAGACCCUAGACUUCUUCGACCUGCUGUGGAUCGUGGGGAUCGCAGACUUUGUGCUGAAGUACAUCACCAUCGCCCUCAAGUGCCUGGUCGUGGCCCUGCCCAAGAUCAUCCUGGCCGUCAAGUCCAAGGGAAAGUUCUAUCUGGUCAUCGAGGAGUUGAGCCAGCUGUUCCGCUCGCUUGUCCCCAUCCAGCUGUGGUAUAAAUACAUCAUGGGUGAUGACACCUCCAACAGCUACUUUCUGGGAGGGGUCCUGAUGAUCCUCUACAGCCUCUGCAAGUCCUUCGACAUCUGUGGCCGUGUGGGUGGAGUUAGGAAAGCCCUGAAGCUUCUCUGCACCUCUCAGAAUUACGGAGUCCGGGCCACUGGGCAGCAAUGCACAGAAGCCGGCGAUAUCUGUGCCAUCUGCCAGGCCGAGUUCCGGGAACCUCUGAUCCUUAUGUGCCAGCACGUGUUCUGUGAGGAGUGCCUCUGCCUCUGGCUGGACCGCGAGCGCACCUGCCCGCUGUGUCGCUCCGUUGCCGUGGACACCCUGCGCUGCUGGAAGGACGGGGCCACUUCAGCACACUUCCAGGUGUAUUAGGGCUGAAGCUGCGGCACACCCGGGGAGAUGACGGCGGGUCAGUGUUGUCGGGUCCAGCGCUGGGGACGUUUUGGGAAGCAGGCUGUAAGCGCUUACCGUCCUACCUCCUGCCUGCUUUUCUCCACCUCUUCCCCUAAAGCCAGCUCCACACACCCCGCCUCGAGCUCCCCACCCUCACUUUCUUCUCGUGCCCCGUGGCAUAGCGUGCGCGCAUCCUCCUGCAAUCCGGAAGCCUCCUAACUCAGACUCGGUCUCUGCCCAGGUCGGUUUCCCACGCCCUCCGCCCUCCAAGUCAAGGAACCAGGAAUGGACAAAGUCCCGCCUGUUGCUUAUUUUAACGCGAGGUGACCUAAUAAUAUCUGAUGCUGCAAACUGGGGCGGGGCCUCGAGAUCGCUGCCUACCCCCAGGGGGCCCGGGUCCACAGGCGAGGGUCACUGUGAAGUCUUUCAAACACCAGCGCCGGGCCCCACCUUAUCCCCACAGAAACUUAGACACCAAGAGUCAGCCAGGCAUGGCGCUGUACGUUCUGCCUGGACGACCCCAUGAUCUUCACAACAGGGGUGAGGGAACUGUUGUUUCCUCCAUUGUACACCUGAGGAAACUGAGGCACAGAGCUCAAUGUGGUACCUCCACCGGCGUCACCCAGCUAGCAGCAGCAGACCGAGUUUCCAGCCCAGGCCUAUCUAGCUUCAGAGCAUUCAUAACCCCCAUGGUGACCCGCUGCUCAGACACUGCAAGUGUGGGGCCUGGCACAUGUGGUUUUUUAAAGCAUAAGAGGUGAUUUUGAUACCCAUGGGUGGCCCAGAUGCAUAGCAUGUUCAGUUCAUACUGCGUUGAGAAUGCUAAUAGCGAAUGCUCGCUCCUGAAGUCUAACUAUGUCUGGGCCCACAGAAAGACAGAGUCCCAAGCUCUGGGCUGGGAUGCUCAGUCAUGUGUGGGUACCAAGAAGGGUCAGCUUUGGCCCAAAUACAGACCCCGCUGGAUUUCCACGCUCAUCUGUAUUUCUCUCCUCCCUCUGCUCUUGUCCUCUUCCUCUCUCCACAGUCUCAGGCUCGUCAGUAGCCCCUGGGGACAUCUCCUCUUUCCUGGUAGCCUUCAGAGCAAAAGGGACAAUCUAUGUGACGAUUUGUCCACAAGCCAGGGUGGUGGCAGAAAGCACAGCAGCGAUCAGUGUUUCUGUAAUCUCUAUAACAGAGCUACUAAUCCCUAUAACAGCGCAGCCUCCCUCCCUGCUUCGAAAUCUGGGAGGAGAUGGCACGGGUGGUCACAUAGAAGCCACUGGAAUCUUGCCUGCUCUAGCUUUCUCCCAACUCUCUUUUCUCCUCGUCAGCCUCAGCACAAUGUUCUAGCACCAACGACAUGACACAGAAAGCAAUCCGGGUGGCCAGUGAGCAGAUUGGCAAGGAAGCCCCAGGAGAGAUGGCGGGAGCCCUGCGGCCAUUUUGCGCUCAGCCAGUGUUAACAUGCCCACCCCCCCCCCACCCCAAUAGAUUCAGGACAUUCGUCCCUGUGUGCUAUCAAGCCAGGAUCUUUUCUUUUCCCCGACAUCCCUAGCUCUUUCCUGGUACCCAGCAAGACAUCCCUUCCAGGGCAGCGUGGCAUCUUUCAAGCUCUGUUACUAUGGCAAUGGCCGUGAUGUUACAAUCCCACUUGCCUGAAUAAUCAAGUCAGAAGGGGAAGCAGAGGGAAAAGGGGCUCAGUGGACAUGGCUGCUCUAUUCACCCCACCUUGAGGAGGAACCAAGAGGAAGCCCCAAGAGCUUCUGCAACUGGUUUUUAUCAGAAAGAUUUCCCUUCCUGCAGAUGCCUUCAAGGAGGCAUGAGAAAUUGGGGCUGGAGAAGACUUAUUAAAGCGGCAGCGUGCGAUGGAGCAGAUACAGCAGUGUGCUGGGAAUCAGGCCUGGAAUUCUGGUUCUAAACUCCGCAUGACUUUGGGAAAUCACUUGUCCGUAGCAUAGUGUAUUAUCUGCUGGAACCAGGGAAAUUAACAAUGUUGAUUAAUGGUUUGGUCAGUUACAUUCAUACCACACCGAAAAAAAAAUUCUCCGACAUUCUGCAAAUAACAAGCCAUGUUCCUGAUACUGUAAAGAGUAUCACAUGUGGGAGACACUCUGGGGCAGGUGGGAUGAUUGAGUUUAGGAUUUUAUUUAUUCAUCCCCUACCCUCCAGGGAAAAGUCCUGUCUGGAGGAUUUUUUUUUUUUUUUCCCAGGUAGGAGGAUUUAACUUCUGCUCUAGGGAGGAACAGCAGCCAGUUCAGAGUUUUCCAAACAUCAAGCUGCACAUAUUCCCUGACACAAGUGUCAACGCCAAGAGUCCCCAUCGGAAGGGAAAAACAAUGCCACUCUCCUAUACCUGCCUGGCCUCUGAAUCUCAUCCGUUUUAAGGAGAAGUGAAUCAAGUAUCAGAUUGGAGUACGCUGUGCGUAAUGUUUUGUGAUUCACUGACCCACGUUCCGUGAAGUCUUGGAGGUGGCUGUCUUGAUGUAGAAGAUCUUGAGCAUAGUAAGUGUGAGGGAAUAGAAAGGCAUGCUUUGGGCCUGGAUGUAACAGUUUUAUCACCUUCCAGAGGAAAGAGGGAGAGAGAUUUGGAGACCUCCAGGCUGCUAAGACUCGGCUUGGAAAGAGGAAAUGUAAAGUGAGUCCUGGAAUCUUUAAGUACUUUUGCCGUAGGUCAAACAGAGCCACCUUUGGUGUUUUUAAUGUCCCCAAGUUCCAUUCUGCCAAUAAAUAUCAUCUGUCAACGAAACUUA
This is a messenger RNA of Pteropus alecto (black flying fox), 4373 nucleotides long. RefSeq names its product ring finger protein, transmembrane 2 (gene RNFT2). The record is from RefSeq and is a predicted model, not a curated record. Bases 277 to 1623 code for a protein of 448 amino acids. Gene Ontology annotation, molecular function: ubiquitin protein ligase activity. Gene Ontology annotation, biological process: positive regulation of ERAD pathway. Lineage: Eukaryota; Metazoa; Chordata; Mammalia; Chiroptera; Pteropodidae. The transcript has 11 exons.